Messenger RNA from Cheilinus undulatus (humphead wrasse), 4960 nucleotides. RefSeq names its product v-maf avian musculoaponeurotic fibrosarcoma oncogene homolog F (gene maff). NCBI's taxonomy places the organism in Eukaryota, Metazoa, Chordata, Actinopteri, Labriformes, Labridae. Gene Ontology annotation, biological process: regulation of epidermal cell differentiation; regulation of transcription by RNA polymerase II. Gene Ontology annotation, cellular component: nucleus. Gene Ontology annotation, molecular function: RNA polymerase II cis-regulatory region sequence-specific DNA binding; DNA-binding transcription factor activity, RNA polymerase II-specific. The record is from RefSeq and is a predicted model, not a curated record.
GGCGGGGAUGACUCCGCCCUCAUUCUUUUGGCCUGACGUCAUUGUCGCCUGUGUUUUUUAUGAAUGAAGGAAUCCAACCUCAGAGAGCAGCGGAGUAAUUCCGGGAAAAGGCGGACUGACAUUUUGUCGCCAGAGUCGCUUCGACCCACCAGAGUGCGUGUAUCUGUUUUGACUGCUGCCUGGGGGUAAAACCACAGUCCAAUCAUGACGUCGGAAAGAAACAGCAAAGCCCUGAAGGUGAAGCAGGAAUGUGGCGAGAACGUGCCCAUCCUGUCAGACAGCGAGCUCAUGUCCCUCUCAGUAAGAGAGUUGAACCUCCACCUGCGUGGCCUCUCCCGUGAGGAGAUCCAGAAGCUGAAGCAGCGCCGUCGCACCUUGAAGAACCGAGGCUAUGCCGCCAGCUGCCGGGUCAAACGUGUCUCACAACGGGAGGCGCUGGAGCAGCAGAAGAUGGAGCUGCAGAGAGAGGUGGAGCGGCUCGGGGCCGAGAACGCCGGCAUGAGGAAAGAGCUGGAGGGGCUCGGCGCUCGUCUCGCCGCCCUCCAGAGGUUUGCAAGGGGCUUAGAGGCCGGAGGAGGUCACCUGCUCGCAACAGCUCCACGCCUCAACACCGCCUCUGUUAUCACCAUCGUGAAGAGUCCACCACAGCAGCAGCAGCAGCCACAGAGAGAGCAUGAACCAUCCUAGAAGGAGCUGAUUGAACGUGACUGGGGGGAGGGACGCACAACCUGCAAUGCAAACACCAACACCUGCAGACAUAUACAGACGUUGAAAACAGGAAAAGGAUAUUAGUAGGAAAGUACUAAACCACCAUCAACGUCAGGCUUCACUUAAACAUUCUACAAAAUUACAUUUCCUGGUUUCAUUUAGUCCUGUGUGACAUAAUCAGUAUGUUUACAUGCCGUUACAAAAAGUUGAAUUAUUGUGUUAGUCUGACUUAAAUGGAUUUUUAGGAUACAUGUAAAAUGAUAUAAGGCUGGGGAUAUACUUGCAGUUUCACCUUUAGAUUGAGUGUGCAUCCAGCUACAUUAAAAAACAUCACUAAUUAGAAACAAUAGAUCAGCUCAGGCUGAUAGCAAUGAUCCGGACACACCACACUCCAACAUUACCCUCUGUGCACUAAGGACGAGUAUUGAAAUUUUCGUACUGACGUGGUACCGGUACCAUCACAUCCAGUACCUAACGGACUGAAUUACAGCACAGAUAUCAGAUAUCAAUCCUUCAUUUAAUACCUCGCCACCCCAAAUGAGAGGCAAGAACUUGUCAUGGAAUUUGUGUAAUUUGUGUGUCAAGUUACACUGAUUUCCUUGUCUUAUCCCAUACACAUCUGGCAUCUUAUAAAGAGAUUCCCAGAUGACUGUCAGCACACUUCUCAAAAGUAUCAAUUCAGGCACUUUUUAUGCACCGGUAUCGAUUUAUCACCGGCAUUGGAAAACCUAAACAAUAUCCAUCCCUAACGUAUACCAAUAAAAGACCACAGUGUUUCACUUCAAUUAGUGACCAUGUUAUCUGGUGACAUUCAGUUGAGUAAAUUUUCAAAUGCCAUAUUUACAUUAUCUGUUGGAAACAGGAAGAGUCUUUGCAAAUGACCCUUUGUUUGGCUGUCACUGUAAUGUCAAAGUAUUCUCAUCAGAUUGGAAGGAAAAACAAACUCUUACAGCCGUGGAUACAUUUGCCUGAAAGUCACCACUUUAAACGUCACUCUAUGGAGCGAUACUUGGAUAUUAUUUCCAUAAUUUAGUAUUUAGGAUCUGUUUACAUUCCGUCCUCAUUUUAAAAUGGUUCAAUGCAGACGGUUGCGUUUGAAAAAAACAGCCUCCGUGAACUCAAAACUGCAGAAAACACCAAAAAUGUUGUAGUAUUCCUGCCAGGCCACUAGUUGGCAGUGUGAUUUUGCAAUGAACCAAAACACACACUAGGUAGAGACCAUUCCCUCUAGUGCCUAUGUGUGUUUUCAGAAAGUUGCAGGUCUACAUGGAGACUGACACAGGGGUGUUUUGAAAACUUUUCACCCUGGAGCUCAUUUAAAAGUAGUUCCAUUUUCAGGCACCAAAAUCGCAGUACUUGUGUAAACAGCCAAAAUGAAAACAAAAGUUUAGCGUUUUCACCUGAAAAGCUCGUGGAGUACACAGGGCCCUAAAUUGCAAACUGUAAAAAAUAAAUUUGGACUUGGAUCACCUGUUUGCUUUUAAAAUUCUACCUGCUGCUGGGUCCACUCUCAAAUCCUCUGUCUCCACAUCACCCCUACUACAUAUGUGCAUAUACGUAGCAUCUUUUGCCUUGAUUUUCAAGGGUUUACACAGCCGACGCUCCAAACAGUUGCAGCGGAGAUGUGGUAUCCAUGAUGUGUUUACUUAAGCACAGCAAAUAGCAAGUGUAUCUCCAGACUUCCUUUACAUGAAAUCUUACCAAGUCCAAUUUCUUUAAGCUAGAUAACUGGACUGUAGUUGAAUUGACUUUUACAUGGACAUGCCUCAGUAGCAUUCUGCAACCUCUGCACUAGACAGUAACCCAGGAGUCAAACAACAUAGCUGCUUCGCAUAGCAUCAGUCAUGUCGUUUCUACCUUUGGUCAUCAACACAAGCUAGGGAGAAAAUGUGCAUCACAUUUACACCAAAAGUAAAUCAUAAGGCAAAUGUACAGAGCUGUAAAAUUGUUUUUGCAUUCACCAUUUGGCAAACAUGUUCGCUGCCUGCUAUUAUGAUAGCAAUGUCAACUGGUGCUACGUCCAAUAGUAAGUAGCUGAAAUAGUAGCAGAGUCAGACAUAUCUCUGUCAGUACAUUGAUUUCUUUUCCCAGUGCUGUUGUACUGGGACAAAGACAGCUGUCCAGUAAAAUAUCCUGAUCAAGCUUUAACUGAAUCUUGACGUAGCUGUGCAUGUAAAUGUGCUGAUUGUUCACACAGGUUUGUAAUGUCACCUAAGAGAUACUAACAUUGCAAGAGUCUCAAACAGUAAAUAAUCAAGACAAGUGGAGAUGUCCUCUACUUAGAGACACAGUAGCUUAGCUGACUGAAAGUUACCUGAGUGUAUUUAGCUGUUUUAGAACAAUGUUGUUAAAAGAUGCUGCAGAGUUAAUGUGAAAGAUAAGAGUCACCACACAGACACACAUGAACAUAAACAUAACCCUCAGUCAUCCCCCAGAUCCAGACGGGGUGUACACAUCGUCAAACUGAGCUCUGACUGAAGCCAGACCAACCCUCCAGAGUUACUGCACAACCUCACGCUACCAUCACCCAUUGCUUCAGCCGAGGGGCUCCUCCUCGCUUCACCUCAUGUCACCUGACCAAUGGCAGAAUACCAGGCAGGGUGGAGGGGGAGCAUAUGUGCAGCCUCCUCCACCUUUACAUGUCCGCAUUCCUGGUGCAGUUCUAGCUGCUGGCUGUUUCUUAUAUCAGUGCGUCUCUGCUGUCGUGUACCAAAGUUUGAGUCACUUUUGUUAGUCAUUAAUGAAGAGUUUCUCAACCGUGGUGUCACUUGAUAUAUGGGCGAGGUCAUGGGACAUUUUAGUGACAUUUUUUGCUCUGUUAAAGAAAAUGAAAUGAUCAGAUUCUGGGAUCAGAAUACAGAGAAAGGUUGAGCUACACUGCAUUUGUGAAUUCUGCCAAGCUAUCCAUUCCUUGAAAUUUCAUAGUUUGGCUUCCCCUCCCUCCCUCUGUAUGUAGAGAGAGAUUUGUACUGCUUGUGCACACAUUUCUCACAUCAAUGCAGUGCCUUCAGUGUUGGAGUAAGAAGAAUGCAAACCUUAGAGGAGACGGAGUUAAAAACAGACUGUAAUCGCUCUUUCUUGACCGCACAUUUCUUUGUCUACGCUGAGCUGUACUCCCUCGUUGCUCAUUUCACAGUCCCUUCUGUGCAGUAACUUUGCUAAAGUCUGCUAUGGCUUCCCUUUUGUUUCAUAUCUGCUAGACCUCCAACAACACAUGUUGGUCAUUUUUGCUAGAAACGUGUAAACGCAGAGUCACAUCUGGUAGGAAUUACUGCUCGAGGUUCAAUGCAAAUCCUCUGCAUACAUUCCUGUUGUGUGUUCUUUAUUUGUACCGUUUGUAUGUGCCGUUGAGAGACGAAAAUGUUGAGUGACAUUUAUCAGAGAUAUAUUCUAUAUUUUAUUUGUAUUUAAAGGUAGAUAUUAUGAAAAGACAAGCUAACGAGUGCUGUGAUGUUCUAUAUGUUUUCAAAAGUACUUACUUAUGACUAGUCCGGGGAUAUUCUCUGUCUAAUUAUUGUGUUGUGUGGCGACGAUGAUUACUUUACAAAAUGUUAAUUAUUAUUAUUAUUAGCUAUAUAGAAAUAUGCUCAAAGCCAAUGGCCAUAUUGGUGUAUGAUGAUUUUUGUGUGUGUUUUUGCUAUGUCUGUACUGGCUUGUCAUAGUGGAUUUUUGGAGGGAUUUUAUUUUUCUACGAUGAUUUGUUCUGAUGUUGUUUGUCUGAAAAAUUAAGGUCACUUCUGAAUUGGCUGGGUGGGUGGGGAGGAAUCAUCGGAUGUUAAAGGAAAACCAGAAAGUGGAGAGAAAGAUUGUGACGUGGAAGAGGAGAGAAGAAAGUCAAAGAGUUGUUGAGUGAUGGAAAGAGGAAGUAGGAUUGUGAGAGAAGGUGGAGAGAAGCGGUGCUGUAUUCACUUGAAAAACCUCUAUCAGACACAGGCCUGUUUUCAGAGUCUGGGCCACCGCAGAGCUAGCAAUAUCAUUUCUAAGCAGGCAUUGUAACACAUUAGACCGUGCUGACGAGUAACUCCUAAAGAUAUGAGGCAUAUAUUUAGCUAUAUGAGUAUCAGUGUGGCAAAAAAGCAUUUAUUCUCGAUAUUUUAACGUCUCACUUCUGUCAAACUGUGCUGGAUGUUUUGUAAUACUUGCAAAACAAAAAUGGUUUUUGUAUUUAUUACUUGUAUUUUUUCUAUUGUGAAAAUUUAAGUACAUUGUCUAUUUUAUAUAUUAAUUAUAAUAAAUGUUGUACAUAUUGUAC